Molecule: messenger RNA, 2746 nt
Organism: Dama dama (fallow deer)
Lineage: Eukaryota; Metazoa; Chordata; Mammalia; Artiodactyla; Cervidae
Gene: SMLR1
Product: small leucine rich protein 1
Source: RefSeq, a predicted model, not a curated record
AUGUCCUUGGCAGAGGCUGCCAGCCACUCGCUGAGGCAGGCACCAAGUGGCCGUGGGGGGCCAGUCUUUUCUCAGAAACUUGGCAGUCACCUCAUAAGCCACAUCACCGUCCUUCAGGGGCUACCUCCUACUGCCAGUGGAGGGCCACAGGAAUGUAGCAAAGUCCACAAAAAGUUCCACCGAGCUGCGCUGAGCAAAGGCCAGAGCCCCAGAAGAAAACAAGUGUGGCCUCUGAGCGAAGCUGACCUCACCCAGAGUGCAAACCCCACUGGCCCAGGUAGGGGAUCUGUGUGAUUGGCAAUGAGCCCUGUGCUGUCAGAGCUCCCGAGAGAGCUUCCAGGCUGGUUCCUGUUCUCUGGCAUCUUCCUGCCUGUGACUUUGCUGCUGCUCCUUCUCAUCGCCUACUUCAGGAUCAAGCUGAUGGAGGUUAAUGAAGAACUGUCACAGACUCCUGAUCACCAACACAGUCUCAACGCUGGCUCUUCCCCCUACCAGAGAAAGAAGCGGAUGUGACCGUCAGGGACGGAUCAGUGGCCAAAACACAGUAGAUUUCCGCUGGUCAGAGAGUAACAGUCAAUGGCUUAGCAAUAAAGUAGGUUAAUAAACCAGAUCCACGCAAGACAGAACACUAAGAUGCUUGGUCCGACCUAUAUUGAAAAGUGGCAGCUGUUGUCCAAGGGGACAGCUAUGAGACUCAGCUUAACCAGCAGUUCUUCAGAGUCCCAAGAUUUUGUUGGAUGGUCUAUGGACUGGAUACUUAAAAACUUUUGUAACAUAAACUUUUAUAGAACCACGUCUACUCUGAAGGGCAUUAUUUUUUAACUAAAAUUCUUCAGCAUCAUUAUUACGUAAUUCCAUGGAAGGUGGCAUUAUUCUGACUUUGGAGGUGAAGAAACUCUGGUAGAGAUCAAACGAAUAGCAAAAGAUGAGUGCCUGUGUUUUCCUCCUGUGAGUUCCCACUUCCUCCUCUUGACACUCAGCGAGGCCAGAGGUCACCUUUUCAGGCCUUAUUUCUGGCCCUCGGUUUGCUUCUUCCCUUUCCCAGGUGCUUUCGCAAAUCCCAUCAUCAUUGUGAGAAGCCACAACAAGAGCCUCUCUUCACUGGGUAUGGAUCAUCAUGAAGGCAGCUUUCAGCAUGACACCGCUUGGAAACACUGGCCAUUUGGUGAGAAAAGUAAAGAAGACAAUGUUCAUGGAACUCACAUGGAGAAUAACUCAAGACCUUGCCUCGAACACCCAACUUCAGGGAGCAUUUCUAAAUUCGGAAAGAAGUCAACGUUUCACCAGCAGCAACCACCAAGCUGAGCCCCUGUGCCACAAAGCAGCUUCUCACUGGCUAUUUCACAGAUGGUAGCAUAUAAAUAAAUGUCAGUGCUACUCUCUGUGAUGAUCGAGAGAGGUGGAAUGGGGGUGGGAGGCAGGCAAAAAAAAAAAAAAAAAAAAAGAGAGAUUUCACUAGCAGGAUUCUUUCAGCGAGAGCGCCAAAGAGCCAAUCUAGGUAACUGAGAAGAAACAUUUAAUUCAAAGUAGUAGUUAAAACUACUACCUUGCUCAUCACAGUUUCCUAGUUAAUGUUAGCAAAAGACACUUAACAUGUCCUAAGUGAAAGUCUGGUUAUACUCCAAUGUUUGCAUGUGAAUCCAACAGGCUAUUAGAUUAUAAAACAAUGAAUUUGUUCACCUGAAAGAAAUGCAUUUUAUGUAGUGACAUAGAAAUAUGCAAAAGAUCAUGUGGCUGAUCCAAAGCAAGAAUGCUAUUCUCUGCUUCUCUUCCCUCUCCUCCCUCACUCUCCAAUUCUUCAUAUGCCUCCAAUGAGUUAUCGUCUCCAUUUGCACUUAUUGCAUAAUAUGAAAUUCACUAUUCAACUGGAGGACACUCAUUUCUGGGUUUUAUUGUAUUUGAUUACAAGGAAAAUGUCUGCUGGGGCUUCCAGACUGAGGUAAUUUAGUAUAAGUGUGCAUGCCAUAUGGAAGGAGUAACAAUAUUCUUUCAAUUCUGGGAGGGAUCUCGUUAUAGCCUCUGGCGGAAAUCAGCUUAUGUAAAAAUGUUUUCUUUGACAGAAGGCGUAGAAGGUUCGGCCACUAAGGUUUGCUCCAACUUCUCUUGGAAACAGGCACUCCCAAAGCCUGACUGAUGACUCUGGUAGAUGCAUUCCACCACCUUUGCCCGAGCAGAGAAAAUGCAUCUCACCUACUAUGGUAACAGAGGAGCUCUAAACAUACAUAUUUUUAACAUAACCCAGUUGUACAAUGCAGGACCUGAUUUCUUUGUUGCUGUUGGGUAAGAUGAGAGUACAAGGAAUUUCUAAAGAAAUCAUGAGUAGAGUCAUGAGUGUUUUUAUAUGCAGAGAGAAAUAGAAACUAGUUUUCUCAUGGAGAAACCAAGUCCAAGGGUUUUACUACCAUCUGCUUGAAGGCACUGUACUGGAUUUGAUGAGUACAAAUCCAGUACUCACAGACUGCAGCCACUCAGCUGCCCAGUCACAUCUUUGCCCUCCACCUGCUAAGAGUCUAGCAGGUUCCUGCUCAUGGCUGCUGUCACAGAGACCAGGCUGGCGGUCUCCUUAAUAUUUCAUCCUAUAUUGUUUCUUCCUAUGUGCCGAAGCAUUUCAUCAGGGGCCAAACAUGCUCCUAAGUGGUCUCCCUUCAAUAACUACUAACCUUAUUUCUAAUGUUCUAGUAUCUGAAUGAACUCUCAAAUCCGUUUCCCCGACAUGAGACUUUCAAUAAAACAAUGGAUGCUCUAA